ACCUUCCUUCCCGCCGUCAUCUCCUCGCGCUCCUCCUCACUCCGCGCCGGCUCUUGUUCGCGUCGCAUCGCGCCAUGGCCUCCUCAUCCUCUGCUGCGGCGCCGCCAGAGCGCUCCAUCUUCGGCUGGGACCCGCGCGACGAGACGGCAUCGAUCGUGGGCGACUGGAUCUGGCGCUACGGGCGCGGCGUGGCCGACCUCGAGAUCGAGGCGAAGAUCGGGCGCAUCAUCGACUCGCACACGGGCGAGCGGCUAGCCUUGCCAGUCGCGAGCGAGACGAUCCUAAACAUGCAAGAAGGCUGGCGCUUCGAGAGCAGCAUGUCGCAGCCCCAACAUCAGCAGCUCAACAACCUUCUCAACUCCCUCGUCACGCCCUCGCGACGAGUGUCGUACCGCCGCGUGCGCGAGAUCGACUAUGCGUACCGCAAUCGUGUGCGCGUGACGCGCGACAGCGACACGCUAGCCAUCCGGCAGCCGCACGGCAUCAUCCGCAAGAACCGCCUCGCAGACAUGAACAUCUACUGCCCCAAUCAGGGCUUCGACUUUCGCAUCAGCAUCAACACGGAGACGGACGUUGACGAGGAGCCGACAGAAGAGUCGACGUCGCACCGCGAGAAGAAUCGCCUCUGCUACACGCACCAGGGCUUCGAGGUCGAUCUGACGCAGGUGACGCGGCCAGAGAAGCCACAAGAACCGCUGCACGAGCUCGAGGUCGAGAUCUGCGACACGGCUGCGCUGCUCCGGCUCGCCAGCGCCGCCAAGUCCGCACCGGCGGCGAACCCGCAAGAGUGGAGCGACUACGACGACUUCAUCCUCGUCUUCCUCAAUAACGUGCGCAUGCUAAUUCGACAAGUGACGCCGUAGACAGACACUGCAAUGCAUGCAUGCUAUACCAGGCGCAGAGGCUCGUGUGCGCGUGUGCAAGGCUCUACUGCCCGUGCUUGCGUGAGGGCGUCAGGUCUGACUAGCGGCUGAGCUGGAGCCCCGAGGAGCAUCUCACGCAGCAGCUCCUGGCCGUGUGAGCACGGUCCUCGAACUCGCACUGCAGAAUCUUCGAGUCUCGUGCGCAGCC
Messenger RNA from Tilletiopsis washingtonensis, 1071 nucleotides. Its product is annotated as mRNA triphosphatase CET1. The transcript is spliced from 7 exons. Gene Ontology annotation, molecular function: polynucleotide 5'-phosphatase activity. Gene Ontology annotation, cellular component: mRNA capping enzyme complex. NCBI's taxonomy places the organism in Eukaryota, Fungi, Basidiomycota, Exobasidiomycetes, Entylomatales. The record is from RefSeq and is a predicted model, not a curated record. The coding region runs from base 75 to 863 and encodes 262 amino acids. Gene Ontology annotation, biological process: 7-methylguanosine mRNA capping; polynucleotide 5' dephosphorylation.